Messenger RNA from Dipodomys spectabilis (banner-tailed kangaroo rat), 1488 nucleotides. Its product is annotated as extensin-like. The coding region runs from base 1 to 1488 and encodes 495 amino acids. The record is from RefSeq and is a predicted model, not a curated record. Lineage: Eukaryota; Metazoa; Chordata; Mammalia; Rodentia; Heteromyidae. The transcript has 3 exons.
AUGGGAGCACGGCUGCGGGAGCACGGCCACGGGAGCACAGCCACGGGAGCACGGCCACGGGCCGCGGGAGCACAGCCACGGGAGCACGGCUGCGGGAGCACAGCCACGGGAGCACAGCCACAGGAGCACAGCCACGGGAGCACAGCCACAGGAGCACGGCUGCGGGAGCACAGCCACGGGAGCACGGCCACGGGAGCACAGCCACGGAAGCACAGCCACGGGAGCACGGCCACGGGAGCACGGCCGCGGGAGCACAGCCACGGGAGCACAGCCACGGGAGCAGAGCCACGGGAGCACCACCAUGGGAGCACGGCCAUGGUAAGCAGAGCCACGGGAGCACAGCCACGGGAGCACCACCAUGGGAGCACGGCCAUGGUAAGCAGAGCCACGGGAGCAGAGCCACGGGAGCACGGCCACGGGAGCACAGCCACGGAGCACAGCCACGGGAGCACGGCCACGGGAGCACAGCCACGGGAGCACAGCCACGGGAGCACCACCAUGGGAGCACGGCCACGCCCAGACUCUGUGUCCUCCAAUGAGCAGAAGCCAGGAGAGGAGCUGCCGCGCUCCGGGCGCCCUGCCCCGUGGGGGCCAUCUGCUGCACACCUCCUCACGGAUGCCGUAAGACCACCUGCUACACACCUCCUCACGGACGCCGACGGGAAGACCACCUGCUACACACCUCCCCACGGACGCCAUAAGACCACCUGCUACACACCUCCCCACGGACGCCGUAAGACCACCUGCUACACACCUCCUCACGGACGCCGACGGGAAGACCACCUGCUACAUACCUCCUCACGGACGCCGACGGGAAGACCACCUGCUACACACCUCCCCACGGACGCCGUAAGAUCACCUGCUACACACCUCCUCACGGACGCUGACGGGUGCUACACACCUCCCCAUGGACGCCGUAAGACCACCUGCUACAUACCUCCCCACGGACGCCAUAAGACCACCUGCUACACACCUCACCACGGACGCCGUAAGACCACCUGCUACACACCUCCCCACGGACGCCGACGGGAAGACCACCUGCUACACACCUCCCCACGGACGCCGACGGGAAGACCACCUGCUACACACCUCCCCACGGACGCCAUAAGACCACCUGCUACACACCUCCCCAUGGACGCCAUAAGACCACCUGCUACACACCUCCCCACGGACGCCGUAAGACCACCUGCUACACACCUCCUCAUGGAUGCCGACGGGAAGACCACCUGCUACACACCUCCCCACGGACGCCAUAAGACCACCUGCUACACACCUCCCCACGGACGCCAUAAGACCACCUGCUACACACCUCCCCACGGACGCCGACGGGAAGACCACCUGCUACACACCUCCCCACGGACGCCGACGGGAAGACCACCUGCUACACACCUCCCCACGGACGCCGACGGGAAGACCACCUGCUACACACCUCCCCAUGGACACCGAUGGGAAGACCACCUGCUACACACCUCCCCACGGACGCCGUAA